AUGACAUCUCAAAUGCGGCGCUGGGCUCUCCCAGUUUUGGGGCGGAGCUGCCUGCAGCGGUGGAGGCAAGUGGCGGUGCGUGGGGCGGCGACGGGGGAAAGUGUUUUCUGCGCGCCCAUCCGGCGCCCAGCACGGCCAGCGGCGAGCAAAAUUCGCCCCGACGCCGUGCGGCAGCCGGGUGUCCUGCCGCCGUGGCCGGUGGACGGGAUUGAGUUCAACACAAGUCUUCCCAGCGGCGGCCACGACAAGCGCCGCGCGAGCGAAAAAACCACGGCGCUCCUUGUGCGCCAAGAGACUUCUCCGGCGGACCCCGACACGACAAACACCGGGGAACUCCCGCCCCCGCAGACGCCGACGGAGCACCAGUGGCGUGAGCUGCAUCGUGUGGAGAAGACGGAGGACGGGGCACGUGCGCUGGCCGCCGGCGGUUGGGUGUGCGGGUCGUGCUUCCGUUGCAUGCCCCAUCGUUCCCGCUCCGUCUGUGACUUUUGCCACGCCGUCCGCCACGAUGCGGCGGCGGCGGUGGCAGGCUGGCGUGAGGAUCACACCACUUGGUUUUGCAGUCGAUGCCGCGAAUUCAACUUUGAGCGUGACUUGGCCUGCCGCUGUUGCGGGCUGCAGCGCGACGCGCAGUUUGAGCUGCGUGUGGUGCACCACGAGCGGGUGCUGGACGAAAUCCAGCGGGCCCCGGUGGGCUCCGUGAUUGUGACGAGAAAUCGUGUCAUUCGGUGGCGUUGCACGGGGUGUUCGGAGUCCAAUGCGCUCCAGUCCUCCGUCUGUCGGCACUGCAACAAGGAGCGCUUCGACUUCACGGUCACCUGCCCCACGUGCAAGGCGUCACAGAAGCUGUGCAACAAGCAAAUGUACGGUUCUGAGCCGGCGGACCACAUCCAUGCGUCACGCCCGUUUGGCCUGCAUAACUGUUUUCCGCGCCUGGCCCCUGAGCAGCGCUGCACGGCCUGCGGAGGUUCGCUGCACGGGGCGACCGCCUCUUCCCGGAGCGACGCAUGGCUCUGCGCCUGCGGGCACGUUGGCAACGCCGCCACCCUCUCCUGUGCGCGGUGCCGAUUCCCCCGCCGUCUGCCGCAGACCGCCACGCUCGAUGAGUUGCUGCGGGUGUGGGAUUUUGCGGGGGCCAAGAAUUGGUACUGCGAGGGCUGCAACCACGUGAACAGGGCGUCGCGGCACAUCGUGGCGUUGGAGCGGCACGGCCGCUCGCCGCUGCUGGACGGCAACACCCCCACGAAGCGCGGCAGCGUGUGGAAGAUGGCCCGCAUCGUGCACGGCUCCUCCCACUGCGAGUACUGCGGGAUUCAGUGGCACCACGAGCCGCUCAACGACGGCCAGCACUGGCGCUGCGCCUGCCACAAGGUGAACCACAACGACGACGCGCACUGCCAAGUCUGCCGGCUGCCCGCCGUCGACGACGUCCGCUCCGACGUGCUCUCCUUCUGGUCGCGCGGCGACUGGUACUGCCUGCGCUGCCACCGCCAGAACUACAGGGAGAAGGUCGUCUGCGCCUGCGGGGAGCAGCGGCCGAAGGGCUGA
Molecule: messenger RNA, 1548 nt
Organism: Trypanosoma conorhini
Lineage: Eukaryota; Euglenozoa; Kinetoplastea; Trypanosomatida; Trypanosomatidae
Exons: 1
Coding region: 1-1548 (515 amino acids)
Source: RefSeq, a predicted model, not a curated record